CCUACUGUUUUUAUUUUGAACUGUAGGGGGGUGGCACGCCUCGAAGGAAAACACAGACAAGGUUGAGUGUUACAACCCCAAGACUAACCAGUGGACCAUGUGCGCCCCAAUGAAAGAACGACGCUACCGGCCCGGCGCUGCCGUGGUGGAUGGAAAGAUCUACGUCCUAGGAGGAGAGGAAGGAUGGGACAGAUAUCAUGACACAAUCGAGAGGUACUGCGACGAGACCAACACAUGGGAGAUUGUCGGGGAGAUGCCCACCAGUCGAAGCUGGCUCAGCUGCGUAUCACUCUUGCUGAGAAAGGACGAUUUGUCGCACUACUACCCAAGUUUGCCAAACAGCUAAGUGAUGACAUCCGAGAGCAAUGCCUUCCCGCGUCAAUGCGCACCCUCAACAGGAACACAGAACCACCAUGCUCAUAGCUGUAUUUUUGUAUUAUUAGUAGUAUUGUUAUUUAUUUAUUUGAACUCCGUGUAACUGUGAGAGUGACAAGAUGCUGUAUGGGCCAAGAAAUCCAACUGAAUAUUUUUCGUAAGGUACCCAUGCAAAGGAUAAACGUGAGCUGUGCUUUGUAUUAUAAAUGUUUAAGGAUUGUAGUUAUUUCGUGUUAAUUAUUUUUGUAAUUGGUGUCAGUAAAUUUUAAUUAGAAGUGACUUUAAUAAAAUUAUUCAUUAUCUUUUGAAACAGC
Molecule: messenger RNA, 689 nt
Organism: Hippocampus comes (tiger tail seahorse)
Lineage: Eukaryota; Metazoa; Chordata; Actinopteri; Syngnathiformes; Syngnathidae
Product: kelch-like ECH-associated protein 1
Exons: 2
Coding region: 98-346 (82 amino acids)
Molecular function (GO): protein binding
Source: RefSeq, a predicted model, not a curated record